AUGUUAUUAACAAGUGUGACGAUCGUCCGAGGUGACGAUAAUAUCGAUAGUGAUGAAGUGAAACCUCCACCUCUUAUAACACCGCCACCACCAAAUCCAAUUACCAAAGAAGUGACUAAAGGAGAGAAAGGCGAGAAAGGGGAAAAGGGCGAGAGCAUAAGAGGUCCACCGGGUCCACCAGGCUCAGGCUAUGAUCUCAAUGAUGAGGAGUGGGCAUCGAAAUUACCCUUGGGUCCGCCUGGCCCCAAAGGAGAUCCUGGUGAUUGCACCUGUGAUCCAAAGUCGUUGCUGUCAUCCCUUACGAUGUCAAAAUUGGUUCAGGGUGAAAAAGGCGAGUCUGGAGAACCGGGAAAAGAGGGAAAACAAGGACCGCUUGGAUUGACGGGAGUAGCGGGACCGCCAGGUGAACGCGGACAACAGGGUCAGCCGGGCCCGAAGGGCGACAAGGGUGAGCUUGGGAUGAUCGGACCAGAAGGGACCCAAGGCCAGAAGGGCGAGCCUGGAAGGGACGGAGUCGCGGGUGAGAAGGGCGCCCAAGGGCCGCCCGGACCACCUGGGAAGGGAGAGUUUGCCGGCUACGACCCCAGCUGGAAGCCUCGAGCGAUCUACAGGACUGAAGGUUAUACAAUGAGACCAGGACUUCCGGGACAGAAAGGAGAUGAUGGAAAACAGGGUCACCCUGGUCCUAAAGGUGAAGCGGGAGUGCACGGCGCGAAAGGUACAAAGGGCGACAUGGGCCACAGGGGCAUGAAGGGCGACCACGGGAAGGAAGGGCCACGUGGUCAUCAGGGCUCGAAAGGCGAACCUGGGGCACCUGGAGUUCCGGGACUCCCCGGAGCCGUCGGUAAUGUCGGGCGCACUGGCGAUAAGGGCGCUAAGGGAGAUACGGGCCCCGAGGGCAAGACUGGACCUGCCGGACCUCCUGGUUCGCCAGGAGUCGGUGGUAUCAAUGUUGGCGAUAAUGGUUCUGGAAUAAAAGGCGCAAAGGGUGAACACGGCGAACGUGGAUAUAAGGGCGAAGUUGGCUUGAAAGGCGAGAAAGGCGAUAAAGGUAAUGGGGGACCGGCCGGUGUUCCUGGUGUAAAUGGCGUUCAAGGACCGCAAGGAGAUAAAGGCGAGCCUGGCAAGGAUGGUAUUUCGGGCUUUCCGGGCAUACCUGGUGCGAAGGGCGAACGCGGUGAACGCGGACCUCCUGGUAUGACGGCGAUCGCCGGCUCCGGCGAGUACGUCGCUAUCAAGGGCGAAAAGGGUGCGGAAGGAAAACGUGGACGAAGGGGCAAAACUGGACCAACGGGACCCGCAGGUCCGCCUGGAAAACCAGGAAUUAAUGGCGAUAUCGGUCUUCCUGGAUACAUGAAUGCUAUUAAGGGUCGACCUGGCACGCCAGGAAUCCCUGGAAGUGUCGGUGCAAAAGGAGAAAAGGGAGAACCUGGUGCUAUGAAUCCUUAUGGAUCCGCGCAUGGCACAAAAGGAGAGAAAGGUGACGAUGGUUUUCCUGGCAUUCGACCACCCGGACCACCAGGACCGCCUGGACCACCUGGACCACCGGGACCUAGUAUUGGCAAGAUUCACAAAUACAGUGAACGUGAUUAUUAUGGUUCGAGGAAAGGACUGCGAAGCAACUUAGAUGAAUUGAAAGCUCUCCGCGAACUCAAGGAAUUGAAGGAACUUAAGGAGCAUCUGGGUGUUAAUGCUGCAGUGACAAGGGGGCCUUUGGAAACUACAACGAAAAUUGUUCCAGGAGCAGUUACAUUCCAGAAUACUGAAGCAAUGACAAAGAUGUCCGCUGUAAGUCCAGUAGGAACUCUAGCUUAUAUUAUAGAUGAGCAGGCAUUAUUAGUUAGAGUUAAUAAUGGUUGGCAAUAUAUUCCGCUCGGGACUUUGUUGCCUAUAACAACUCCAGCGCCACCCACCACUGCAUCACCACCACUUAAUCCUCCAUUUGAAGCUUCUAAUUUGAUCAACCAGAUUCCCAUGAAGGCAGAGAGCACGAGCUGGUAUCCAAAAAUGCUCCGGAUGGCGGCAUUGAACGAGCCCUUCACCGGCGAUAUGCACGGGGUGCGGGGGGCAGACUACGCCUGCUAUCGGCAAGCGAAGCGAGCCGGGCUAAGAAGCACAUUCCGCGCCUUCCUCAGCUCGCGCGUUCAGAAUGUCGAUAGUAUCGUGAGGCUCGGGGAUAGGGAUUUGCCUAUCGUCAAUAUUAAGGGUGAUGUACUUUUUAACUCAUGGAAGGAGAUGUUCAAUGGAAACGGGGCUUAUUUUUCUCAAAAUCCUCGAAUCUACAGUUUCAAUGGAAAAAAUAUACUCACAGACUAUACAUGGUCAAACAAAGUCGUGUGGCACGGCUCACACGCAUUGGGCGAGAGGGCGAUGGACACAUACUGCGACGCCUGGCACUCGGACAGCUCCGAUCGCUACGGCCUCGGCUCGCCCUUACUAGGGGGUCGUCUCCUGGAGCAGACGCGCUACUCCUGCGACAAUAAAUUUGCUCUACUGUGCAUUGAGGUGACGAGCGAGCUCACAAAGAGACGCCGACGACGCUCCCUCAGUGUCAAAGAUGGGGACGAUGCUCGUGGCAUCGAGAGCGUGGAUAACGUGGAGAACGAGGACCGAAUCAACGUGGAGGGGAUCGACGAGCAGGACGAGGAGAGCGCGAACUACAACAACAUCGAGGACGACGUGGACGACGUGGACGACGACGACGAGGACGACGAGGAUAACGAGAACCAGCGUAUAUUUACGGAGGCCGAGUACGCUGAGCAGCUGCGACAACUCUUUCAAGAAUGA
Molecule: messenger RNA, 2787 nt
Organism: Ceratosolen solmsi marchali
Lineage: Eukaryota; Metazoa; Arthropoda; Insecta; Hymenoptera; Agaonidae
Gene: Mp
Product: collagen XV/XVIII-type protein multiplexin
Exons: 22
Coding region: 1-2787 (928 amino acids)
Source: RefSeq, a predicted model, not a curated record